UAAACCAAAAGAGGGCGAAGCAUACGCAAGACUCCCUCCCUCCAUUGUUGUGUUUUACACUGGAUGGACUGACUGUGACUGUCAAAGACCUUGCUGGGUUUUGCUGGGAUUUUGUUCUGAACCCGGUAAGCCUCUUUUUCCAGCAAUUUUGAGCUUCGGUUUCUUCAUCGAGUUGUAAUUUACUCUUCAUAAUCAUGGCGGUUCCUUUGAGCCGGCUUCUCUUGCCACUGUUAUUGUUCUUCUGUUUCUCUGCUUUCAUCCAUGGCGGUUCCGGUCUGAAAGCCGACGGGAUGACUCUGUUGUCACUUUUGAGCCACUGGACUGCUGUGCCUCCAGCUAUCAGCCUGAGCUGGAACGCUUCCGACCCGACUCCUUGUUCCUGGGUCGGGGUCCAAUGCUACUCCAAGACCCACCUCGUGGUCGCUCUGAAUGUCUCGAAUUACCAAAUCUCUGGCCAACUGGGGCCGGAAAUAGCCCGCUUGACACAGCUGCGGUCUAUUGAUUUCCGCACAAAUAACUUCUCCGGUCCAGUUCCCCGGGCCUUGACCAGUUGUAGCCUUCUCCAAUACCUGGACCUAUCGGAGAACGGCUUUUCCGGAUCCAUACCCGACACCAUUGGGAACUUGCAGAAUUUGCAGUACCUAUGCCUUUAUUCCAAUUCCCUGUCAGGAGAAAUACCCAGUUCUUUGUUUUCAAUUCCCCAUUUGGACAGUGUUUACCUGAACAUGAACAAGCUUAAUGGUUCCAUCCCGGCAAAUGUUGGCAACUUGAGUGAGUUAUUAUUCUUAUAUCUAUACGAGAAUAAUCUAUCAGGGACCAUUCCUUCUUCCAUAGGCAAUUGUAGUGCCUUGGAAGAGCUUUAUUUGACCAGUAAUCAACUUGUUGGGGCUCUGCCAGAUAGCUUGAACAAUCUUGAGAAUCUUGUGAUAUUGGAUGUCAGUAAGAACAGGCUAGAGGGUAAAAUUCCUUUGGGUUUGGGUAGCUGUAAGAAAAUGGGUAAUUUGACCUUGUCCUUUAACCAAUUCAGCAGUGGGAUUCCACGCGGGCUGGGCAAUUGCAGUAGCUUACGCUCUCUGUCUGCUAUCAAUUGUGGGUUAACUGGUCCUAUCCCCUCGUCUCUUGGUUUACUCACUAAGCUAUCUACGCUUUUCCUCAGCGAGAACAAUUUAUCCGGGAGGAUACCACCCAAGCUUGGCAAUUGCAGAUCUCUGAAUGAUCUGCGAUUGCAUAGCAACCAACUUGAAGGGGAGAUUCCGAGUGAAUUUGGGAGGUUAAGUGGGCUGCAAAGCCUUUACUUGUAUGAGAACAGGUUGAGUGGCGAGAUUCCCAUAAGCAUUUGGAAGAUCCAGAGCCUUGAGAAUCUCCUUCUGUAUAGAAAUAAUCUUUCUGGGCAACUGCCUCCAGAGAUCACAGAGCUAAGGCAGUUGAGAAACAUUUCUUUAUUUGACAACUGGUUUUCUGGAGUCAUACCGCAAGGUUUGGGAAUAAAUAGUAGUUUGAUCCAGGUGGAAUUUACCAACAACUCAUUCACUGGUGAAAUACCACCAAACCUUUGCUUCAACAAGCAAUUGAGGCUACUGAUCCUGGGUUUCAAUCGUCUUGAAGGCAGUGUCCCUUCUGAUAUAGGAAGUUGUUCAACUCUCAGAAGAUUGAUUCUCCAACAUAAUAACCUCACCGGAGUUCUUCCGGAAUUUGUGAAGAAUCCAAACCCUCUUUACAUGGAUCUUAGCAACAAUAGCUUGACUGGAAGAAUUCCCUCUAGCUUUGGUAACCUCACCAAUAUUACCUCGGUUAACUUGGCGAUGAAUAGGCUCACAGGGUUUUUGCCUCCCGAGAACCUUGUGAAUCUUCAUUACAUGAAUCUUUCUCACAAUUAUUUGGAAGGUCCAUUGCCACCUCAACUGUCAAACUGUACCAAAUUGUUGAAAUUGGAUUUGGGUUAUAAUUUCUUACAUGGCUCCAUCCCUCCUAGUUUGGAAAGCUUGACCAGGUUGUCCAUUCUAGUGCUAAGUGGGAAUCAUUUUACUGGGGGUUUCCCUUCGUUCUUGUUUGAAUCCAAAUCGCUCUUAAAUAUACAGCUUGGCGAAAAUUUAUUGGGCGGGGUUAUCCCCUCAUCAAUUGGACCAGCACAGAACCUGCAAGAAUUAAAUCUCAGCAGCAAUGGACUGACAGGUCAUAUUCCUGCAGAAGUCAGAAAUUUGGUUAUGCUCGAGCUAUUAGAUCUAUCUUUCAAUAAUCUGACUGGAACUUUGGAACAUAUUGGUGAACUUCAGUCAUUAACUGAGGUCAAUGUCUCUCACAAUUACUUCACCGGAUCCAUUCCAAAAACAUUGAUGAAGCUUCUCAAUUCUUCCCCGUCUUCAUUCCUAGGUAAUCCGGGGCUUUGUGUCAUUUGUCCAACAAGUGGCUAUGCUUGCACUGGGGACAGCAUUUUCAAAACUUGUGACCCUAAGUUGAUCAACCGUAAAGGUCUUAGUAGAUUACAAAUUGCAAUGAUAGCCCUGGGAUCAUCAGUUUCUGUUGUUUUUGUGGUCCUUGGGCUGGGAUUUGUUUUGUUAAUCUGGCUAAGAAGGCCAAGAGAAGGAGCUGAGAUCUCUCCAUGUACCAAGCUGAUCAACAGAAUAAUGGAAGCAACUGACAACCUAAAUGAGAGGCAUAUUGUUGGGAGAGGAGCCCAUGGAACUGUUUAUAAGGCUUUGGUUCAAGAGAAGGUGUAUGCAGUGAAAAAGCUUGUAUUUGCAGGGCUGAAGGGAGGAAAAGCAAGCAUGAUUCGGGAAAUCCAGACUGUUGGGAAGGUUAGACACCGAAACCUAGUCAAAUUGGAAGAUUUUUGGUUGAAGCAAGACUAUGGUUUAAUAUUGUAUGAUUACAUGCCAAAUGGAAGCCUUUACGAUAUUCUUCAUGAGAAGAAGCCACCGCCAACUUUGGAAUGGAGUGUCCGCUUCAAUGUAGCAAUGGGAACUGCCCAAGGAUUGGCAUAUCUCCAUCAUGACUGUAAUCCUGUUAUUGUGCACUGCGAUAUCAAACCGAUGAACAUACUUUUGGACUCCGAAAUGGAGCCUCACAUCUCUGACUUCGGCAUUGCCAAGCUUCUCGGUCAAUCUUCUGCUUCACCUGCAUCCAGCAGGGUCCCAGGAACCCUUGGGUACAUUGCACCAGAAAACGCAUUUACAACGAAGAAAAGCACGGCGGCUGAUGUGUACAGUUAUGGGGUUGUUCUACUGGAGCUGAUCACCAGAAAGAGGCCUUUGGAUCCUUCAUUCUUGGAGGAACAGGAUAUUGUAGGAUGGGUUAGAUGUGUCUGGAACCAUGCUAAAGAAAUACAGGGGAUUAUGGAUCCUGGCUUACUGCACGAAUUUUUGGAUUCAAGCAUCAUGGAACAAGCGAUCAAUGUGCUUUUGGUAGCCUUGCAGUGCACAGAAAAGGAGCCAAGCAAAAGACCAACGAUGAGAGAUGUAGUGAAGCAACUAGAAGAUGCAAAACCGACAACACGUACGAAGCAGCAAGAACAGGUAGCUUUUCAGAGCUUUGGUGGUUCCAUCACCUCUCACUGGUAAUCCCUUUCUGCGAUGAAAGUUUCUCAUCAUCAGAAAGAAAAAGAUGUAGUGUAGAUUGUAGAUGAGAUGCCCCUCAGUUAAGUUGCUCUGCAAAAUUUGCUUAUUUCUUUUGCCCCAGUUAGGUGUAAUUGUUCUUGAGUCUAGUCCUUUUAUGUAGAUAUCUGUAGUGCAUCUGAUGUAUCUGCAUAGAUGUAAAUACCCUGGAAAUGGAGAUUCAAUUCUUAAAUGACAAAGAUUUACAAAAUAAGCAACAACAUGACGAUAUGCC
Molecule: messenger RNA, 3825 nt
Organism: Diospyros lotus (date-plum)
Lineage: Eukaryota; Viridiplantae; Streptophyta; Magnoliopsida; Ericales; Ebenaceae
Product: receptor-like protein kinase
Exons: 2
Coding region: 195-3557 (1120 amino acids)
Biological process (GO): protein phosphorylation
Cellular component (GO): plasma membrane
Molecular function (GO): ATP binding; protein binding; protein kinase activity
Source: RefSeq, a predicted model, not a curated record